Raphanus sativus (radish) is the source of this 1505-nucleotide messenger RNA. Its product is annotated as protein phosphatase 2C 37. The transcript is spliced from 3 exons. NCBI's taxonomy places the organism in Eukaryota, Viridiplantae, Streptophyta, Magnoliopsida, Brassicales, Brassicaceae. The coding region runs from base 130 to 1296 and encodes 388 amino acids. Gene Ontology annotation, molecular function: protein serine/threonine phosphatase activity; cation binding. The record is from RefSeq and is a predicted model, not a curated record. Gene Ontology annotation, biological process: protein dephosphorylation. Gene Ontology annotation, cellular component: nucleus; cytosol.
CCAUUGCAAUCUUUACUUAUAUAUAUCUCUCCAUCUCAGUGAUUGUAUCUUGCUGCAGUCCCAACUCCCAGUUUUUUUUCUAGAAUUAGAAGUUGUUAUUUGUGGUGGUGGUGGUUGUGUUGAGAUCACAUGGCUGGGAUUUGCUGUGGUGUUGUUGGGGAGAGUGAACCGGCUGCCCCGGUUGAUUCAGUUACUCGAACUUCUCUUAAACGGAGGUUAGAUCUACUCCCGUCGAUCAAGAUCGUCGCCAAAUCCUCCGUCGCUCCUCCGCUUAAACGGCAGAAGAAGCGUGAGACACCGUCUCUCGUUUUGGCGCGGGAAAAUCUAGAUCUGAAAUCGAACGUGAGUAGUGAUAGGAAGGUGGAGGAGGAGAAGAAUCUUAAUUCGAUUCCAAGCUCCGCGACGGAGGCAGAGAGCUGUUCCUUCUCCGACGAUGCGCCUAAGAUCGGCACGACGUCGGUUUGCGGGAGGAGGAGAGACAUGGAGGACGCCGUAUCCCUCCAUCCUUCGCUUCUUCGGAAUCUCCACUUCUACGGCGUGUUCGACGGCCACGGCUGCUCUCACGUCGCGGAGAAGUGCAGAGAGCGGUUGCAUGAGAUAGUGAAGCAGGAAGUCGAAGCUAUGACCACCGACGGCGAGUGUUGGAAGGAGACGAUGGCGAAGAGCUUCAAGAAGAUGGAUACGGAAGUUAGCCGGCGAGACUCGAGCACGAAGAGCUCGUGCAGAUGCGAAUUGCAGUCUCCUCAGUGCGACGCAGUCGGAUCAACCGCCGUCGUGUCCGUGCUCACGCCGGAGAAGAUCGUCGUCUCUAAUUGCGGCGACUCUCGCGCCGUGCUUUGCCGUAACGGUGUCGCCGUCCCUCUCUCGAUAGAUCAUAAGCCGGAUCGACCCGAUGAGUUGAAUCGGAUCCAGGAAGCGGGCGGGCGGGUUAUCUACUGGGACGGAGCUAGGGUUCUAGGUGUUCUCGCCAUGUCUAGAGCAAUUGGUGAUAAUUACCUUAAACCGUAUGUGAUUCCGGAUCCGGAGGUGACGGUAACGGAUCGAACAGACGAUGACGAGUGUUUGAUCCUGGCGAGUGAUGGACUCUGGGACGUUGUGACGAACGAGACGGCGUGCGGCGUGGCUCGCAUGUGUCUUAAAGCUGCGGAAGGUGGAGGAGACUCUGAGACGGCGCACAACGCGUGCUCCGAUGCGGCGUUGCUAUUGACGAAGCUGGCUCUGGCGAGACAGAGCUCCGAUAACGUGAGCGUUGUAGUGGUUGACUUGAGGAAAAGAAGGAAUAGUCGAGUAUCUUAAUUAGUGCUAUAAUUAGUAUAAAACAUUAGAUAAAUUGUUUCAUAGCUAAUUGUAUAUUUUUGUUGAUUUUGUUUUAUAUUCUAUUUUAGGUCUCUUGUUUUAGUUUUUUUUUAAGCAGCUCUUAAUUUCAGGCUAGGGAAGAAAAGGAGCUGAUUAAAAAGUUACGUUUUAAAAAUUUUAAUUUGUCGUAUUAUAUACGCGCAUUUUUA